Molecule: messenger RNA, 1089 nt
Organism: Arachis ipaensis
Lineage: Eukaryota; Viridiplantae; Streptophyta; Magnoliopsida; Fabales; Fabaceae
Source: RefSeq, a predicted model, not a curated record
ACCUAAUUUCCCAAUUUGAAAACCCUGAGUUCCUAAUCAGAAACCCUAACCUACCCAUUUUCUUCUCCCUUCAGCCGCCGAACCCCACCCCUCUUCAGCGUCACACACUCACCCCUAAUCCCCAAGUCAGCGCCGUUACCCCCCAUCACACACCCUCACCUCAGCUCCACGCGUACUCAGCCUCACCACCCUCUCAUCAACGCAACACACAUGCACAGCUCCACACUCAUCGAUGGAAGAGAAGGAAGACGCCGCUGCCCUCGCGCCGUGCCGCCGUACUCCACAUCGUUGUUGUCGACAUUCGUGGAGGAAGAGAAGUCAAGCGCGCCAGAGAAGAGUGAGAGGGGGACACCGCGAUGGGCUGUUCUGCUGCCGAGGGUCACGUCACAGUUGUUGAAGCCAUCAAUGUCGCCGUCGCUGGAGGAGUUCCGUGCGUCGCCAUCGCCAUCGUCGCUGGUGUGGUCGGAGCCGCCAUCGCUGGAGAAAGAGCAAGCGCGAACCUGAGGAGGGAGAGAGAGAGAUACGACGCAACCGAGGAGGAAGGAGAAGUCUUCUGUCACUGCAGCCACGUCUCUUCACCGCCGCUACCGUCGAUGGAAGUCGUCGCCGUCGCCGAGCCGCUGCAUCGCCGGACAUCAUUGCUGGAGGACCGAAUGGAGAAGCUCGUCAGUUCUUCUUCUGCCUCUGGUUUCUGGAAUCCGAGAAGACGCCACCGCCGUUGCUGGAACUGUUAUUGUUGCUCUGGCCCUGCUCUGGCUCCACUCUGAAUCGUUACCGUCACUGUUUGGCUGAUGUUGAGGCCUUCCACCAUCACUGGGGCUUCCCAGAAUUAUCGUGAUUGCUGCCAAGAGAGCUGAAUGGGUGCUAGAAACUGCUAACGGAACUACCAUGUUUGAUUAUUUCUACGAGUUGCGACAUUGAGUGACACAGGUUUGAAGACACAGUUUGAAGCUGCGGGUGAUUACAGAAUUUAUUUUAGUUAAAUGUAUGAGUUAAUUUGCUUUCAUAGAGUUCCCUCGUCCUUAUUGUUUAAGAUUUUUAUUUUAUACAGAGGGAUAGGAUUUGUAUCUGAGUUUUAUUUGAAAUCUU